Messenger RNA from Schistosoma spindalis, 8921 nucleotides. The record is from the annotation of a GenBank genome assembly. NCBI's taxonomy places the organism in Eukaryota, Metazoa, Platyhelminthes, Trematoda, Strigeidida, Schistosomatidae.
AUGAGCGCUUAACAGCUAGACGAUUGAGCCGGCAUCCCUUCUGGUAUGAAUUAACAUAUGCUCACUAGUGACUGGCUUCAAUAGGUAUUUCUUGGAGUUCUAGUGAGGAGCAGUGGACAGUGGAUUCGAACCAGGUCUGUUGUGAGAUAGUAACUCAAUGAACACAAUGAUGGAUGUAUCGUUCAAUAAUAGAUUAGUUAAAAUAAUCUAUUCACUUCAUUAACACAACAUGUAUAAUAACAUUUAUAUCCGAUCUAAAUUCUAACUAUUAAUCAUUUAUAAUAAUUAAUAAAUAAAUAUAAAUAGAAUUUACUUAGGAAAAACCCUUUUUCAUUUUAACAAUAUUAAAUCACUGUAUGACCUUGAAAUUAGUCUGAUAUCAUUGUACCAUUUCUUUACUCAAUAAAUAUAAUAAUAAUAAUAAUAAUCUAUCUAUUCUAAUGAAAAUACAACAUUGAAACUAAAUAUACAAAAAAAAUUAUUAAAAAAAAAUUUAAAAAAAAACAAGGAACCAAUUAAAAUUUGAGUAGAAUUGAAUUAACCAAUUAGAAAAAAGAACAAAAAGGUAAUAGGUAAAAUUAGUUUAUAAACAGAAUAAAAAUACAGUAGUACAUUUACAUAUGUGUAUUUUAUAUAUUUAAAAAGAAUUUAGUUAAGUAACAUAAUACUGAAUUCUAUGGAUAUAUCUAUACAAAUUAUGAAAUGAUCUAUUCACUUAUAAAAAUACAAAGUUAUAUCAUCUCAUAAGAAGAAAAGAAGAAAAAAAGGAAAAAGAGAAAAAAAGAAGAUAAAAAAGGAGAAAAAAGAAAAAGAAGAAAAAAACGAACAAAAAAUCAAUUAUCUAAUAAAUUAAAAUAAGAAAUAAAUUUAUUUGAACUAAUAUAAAUUACAAAUGUUACAUAAGUUAUUCUAUAUGAAUCUUAUCUGAUGGCUACAGGAUUUCAAUAUUUAAUUGAAGUAGAUGUGGAUCAUGAAUUAUUAACUACAACUGUAUUACCUUCAGUGAAAUUAAUUUCUAAUUCAUUAAAUAAAAAUUUUGAAAAUAUAAAUAAAAAACAAAAAUUUACCGAAUUUAAUAAUAAUAAUAAUAAUGAUCGUCAUGGAUUAGGUGUAAUUUAUGCAUUAAAUCGUCAAUCAUUUUCAUGUUAUUUAUUUUUUUUUGGUACAAAAAUGAAAAAACAAAUUACACCAUCACCAAGACAAAGUUUAAAAACAUCUCAUGGUGAAAAAGUUAAUACAAAUGUGAAAGGUCUCGAACCACAUGGAAAUACUGUUGGUAAUCCUGCACGGUUCACUAUUGAUACAUUCAGUGCUGGUCGGGGUGCUGUUGAAGUGAUUGUGCUGAAUCCUAAAGGACAAAGAGAACCAUGCGAUGUACUCAGUAAUAAUGAUAAACAACAAACUUAUUCUUGUGCUUAUGUUCCAACACAAGAAGGUGAAUACAGAGUUAUCAUUAAAUUUGCCACUAAAGAAAUUUUAAAUUCACCAUUUAAAGUUAUGGUAGAAGGGGCACAAGGUGAUGGAAGUAAAGCAACUGCAUCUGGUCCAGGAAUUGAACCAACUGGGAAUCAAGUUGGUCGACGUACAUUCUUCAAUAUAUUCACUGCAGUUGGUCCUAAUCAUGAUUCUGCUGGACCUGGGAAUGCGGAUUGUGUAAUUCUAGAUCCUCAUGGUCGACGUGAUGCUAUUAAACCUUUAAUAACUCGUCAAGGCGAAGAUAAUUAUCUUGUAGAAUAUACACCAAAAGAUGAAGGCCUUCAUUCAGUUAAUGUAUUUUAUGCUGGUCAACAAAUAUCAAAUUCACCAUUUGGUGUGAUGGUUGGUCCACCUUGUGAUCCAAAACAAGCUUAUGCCACAGGUCGAGGAAUUCAACCUCAAGGUAUACGAGUCAAAGAUUUAGCUGAUUUCAAAGUACAUACAGAAGAUGCUGGUGAAGGUCCACUAGAAGUGUCUGUAAUUGCUCCAGACGGUAGAGGAAUUCCUUGCACAAGUCGAAAAACUGGUGCCUAUUUGUUUGAUUGUAGUUAUACACCUCAAAGACCAGGUACACAUCAAGUUAACGUUCGAUAUGGUGGAGAUCAUAUUAUGCUAAGUCCAUUUACGGUGGAAGUUGCUCCUUACAAAGAAUCGCGUAUAAGAGCAUUUGGUCCAGGUCUCGUUGGUGGUGUUGUUAAUAGACCAGCUGUUUUUGUUGUGGAAACAAAUGGUGAAACUGGCGCUUUAGGUUUUUCAAUUGAAGGUCCAAGUGAAGCAAGAAUUGAUUGUACAGAUAAUGGAGAUGGAUCAGCUACUGUAGCUUAUUGGCCAACAGCUCCUGGUGAAUAUGCAGUUCAUAUUUUAUGUAAUGAUGAAAAUAUACCAAAAUCUCCUUUCAUGGUUCCAAUUGAACCAGAUAUGGGUAAAUGUGAUUAUGAAAGAGUUAAAGCAUAUGGACCAGGUAUAAUGCCAACUGGGAAUGUUGCUGGUCAACCAACUGAAUUUACAGUAGAUAUUAGAGAUUCUGGUGGUCCUGCCCCAUUAACAGUUGAAUGCAGAGACAAUGAAGGGGAACCAGUUGCAUUGAAAGUUCGUGAUAAUGGCGAUGGUACUUAUACAUGUAGCUAUACACCUAAAGUUCCUAAAAAACACACAGUUCUUGUUUCCUACGGUGGAGUCAAUAUACCUAGAAGUCCUUUCAGGGUUGAAGUAGCUGAACCUAGUAAUCCAGGAAAAGUACGAGUUUUUGGUCCAGGUGUAGAAAAUGUUACUAGAGGUCAACCAACCUAUUUCACAGUAGACUGUAAACAGGCUGGACAUGGUAAUGUUGGAAUUAGUGUCACCGAUGAAGCUGGACGUGAUGUUGCUAUGGAUACACAGGAUAUGAGAGAUGGAACAUUUAAAGUUGCUUAUACAGCUAAUACACCGGGGCCUUAUUAUACUGUACAAGUAUUUUUCAAUAAUCAAGAAGUUCCACGUAGUCCAUUUAAAGUACCUGUUAAACCGAAUAUCGAUAUGUCGAAAAUUCAUGUUGAAAAUCUUGAACCAAAUAUCACUACUGGUGUACCAACUGAGUUUGAUGUAAUAACUGCGGGUGCAGGCCCACCAAAUAAUAGUAAACCUAAACCAACUGUGACAGUGAAAUCUCCGAACGGUAUGCGUGUGCCAUGCACUUUGGCUGAAAGCGUUGAUGGAUAUACACCUUCCUUUACACCAACUGUUGUUGGGCCUCAUACUGUUGCUGUUGAAGUUGGAGGUGUACCAGUCAAAGGUAGUCCAUUCCGUACAAAUGCCAUUCCACCUGCUGCAGUGCAGGAGCCUAUCUAUCCAAAAGAUUUCGGACGUCAGCAGGCUACUUCAGCACCUAUUUCUGGACCUGAAGCAGCAGCUUUGGUUCGCGCAUAUGGUGACGGACUUUAUCGUGCAACAGCUGGAAAGCAGGCGAAAUUCACAAUCGAUAGUCAAGAUGCUCCACCUGCUCCACUAAGUGUCACAAUUGAAGGACCUGCAGAGGCUAAAAUAAAUUAUAACGAUAAUGGAGAUGGAACUUGUGGCGUAGAUUAUUUACCAACUGAACCAGGACCAUAUGUUGUAAAUGUUUUAUACAAAGAUACACAUAUUAAAGGAAGUCCAUUCCCUGUAAGAGUAGCUCCACCUGGAAGAGAACAUAUUGAUAUAUCCCGAGUUCAUGCCUACGGUCCUGGAUUACAACCAACUGGUGUUUUCAAAGAAUCAUUUGCUAAAUUCACAGUUGAUGCUAAAGCGGUUGAUCCACAAAGUAGAGGAAUAGUUAAAGCUAUUGUAGUUAGUCCGAAUAAACAAAGAACAGCAUGUUUAAUACAAAAUAAUGGUGAUGGAACAUAUAAAUGCAGUUAUUCACCAAUAGAUGAUGGCUUACAUCACGUUGAGGUUACCUAUGAUGGAGCACCGGUACCUGGUAGUCCCUUCCCAGUAAAUGUUGCUCCUGGAUGUGAUCCAACAAGAGUAAGAGCUUACGGUCCAGGUUUAGAAGGAGGCUUCACUCAUGAGCCACAAAGAUUUACGGUUGACUUAGAUGGUGCGGGUCAAGGUGCUCUUGGAUUAGCUUUAGAAGGACCAGCUGAUGCUCAAAUACAAUGUCAAGAUAAUAAAGAUGGAACAUGUACAGUGGACUACUUACCAACACGGGCAGGAACAUAUGAUAUCUUCGUUAAGUUUAACGACAUGAAUAUUCCAGGUAGUCCAUUUCAAGUUCCCAUACGAGAUGUGGUUGACCCAACUCGUGUUCGUUGUUAUGGUCCAGGUCUAGAGCCUAGAGGAGCACGAGCGCAACAACCAGCUCACUUUACUGUCGAUGCUUCACAGGCAGGAGAUGCUCCUAUUCAAGUUGUGACAGUUGAUCGUGUUGGAAGAACAGCACCAGCCCAUAUUGUCCCACGAUCAAAUCAACCAGGUGUCUACGAUGUGACAUAUGUUCCAGAUACCGAUGGUCCAUGUCAAAUUGAAGUUAAACAAGCAGGAAAUCAUGUAGCUCGAUCACCAUUCACGCAACAUGUUUUACCAGCUUUUGAACCACAACGUGUGCGUGUAACAGGUGAAGGUGUUCAUCCAACUCGUCCAUUAGGACUUCCAGCUACACAACCGACUUCUUUCCAAGUAGAUACAAGAGAUGCAGGUCUUGGAGAUCUAGAAUUAUCAGUUAUGGAUCCUGAUGGUCAACCAUUGCAAUUAGAAGUAGUAGAUGUUGGAGAUGGAACAUAUAUAUGUCAUUAUACACCAAUGAUUGUUGGACGUCAUACUGUACGAGUGAAAUACGGUGGACAAGAAAUUCCUGAAAGUCCAUUCCUAGUACCAGUUGCACCGUCUGGACGAGCUAAUAUGUGUCGUAUAGAAAAUGGAAAUGAUAGCCGAAUACCUGUUGGUCAAGAAUGUGUUAUCAGUGUGAAUACAGCACAAGCUGGUGUUGGACAAUUAACUUGUCGUAUUGUUACACCGUCUGGAGCAACAGCCGAUGUUGAAAUUCAUGAAGCACCAAACGGUCGAGUUAAUAUUUACUAUACACCACCAAUUCGUGGUGAUUAUUUAGUUGAAAUAAGAUUUGGCGGUGAACUUAUACCAAAUGGAAGAUUUAACCAAAAAGCUGUCAGCCCAGAGGAACUAAUGAAUGAUGUAACUGAUCAAAGAGUACAGCAUGUAACUGUACAAUCUGUACAGUCUGUUCAGUCUUCAACAAUUACAACAGGAUAUCAUCCAGUCGAUUUCAAACUACCCGUUGGCCCAACAUUUAGUCAUGUAGAAGGUUUGGUUCGUACUCCAAGUGGUCGAAUUUUACAUCCAACUUUACUGGAUAAUGGUGAUGGAACAGUUACAGCACAAUUUCAACCAAAUGAACCUGGACUGCAUGAAUUAGAAAUAACUUAUAAUGGUCAACCAAUACCAGGUAGUCCUUUCAGAUUCUAUGUUGAAGCUGUUGGGUCUGGAAUUGUUACAGCUUAUGGACCAGGAUUAUCUUGUGGUCGUGCUGGAGAACCAGCAAAUUUCACUUUAAUUACACGCGAUGCUGGAGCAGGCGGACUGUCACUUUCCGUUGAAGGACCAUCUAAAGCCGAUAUUCAAUGUGAUGAUAAUAAAAAUGGUACUUGUAGUGUAAGCUAUUUACCACUAGUACCUGGUGAGUAUACAAUAUCGAUUAAAUUCAUGGAGAAUCAUAUACCUGGUUCACCAUUCACAGCACAUAUAACAGGUGAAUCACGCAGAUUCAAUCAAGUUUGUGUUGGUACUACUAGUGAAAUGCCAUUGCGUAUUACAGAAACAGAUAUUUAUAAUCUUGUUGCAACCGUUCGUAGCCCAUCUGGACUUGAACAACCAUCAACGUUAAAAAGACUACCAAACGGACAUCUAGGUAUUUCAUUUACACCUCAUGAAAUUGGUGAACAUUUUGUCAAUGUAUUCCGUAAUGGUCGACAUAUUGCUAAUAGUCCAUUUAAAAUUUAUGUCGGUGAAAAUGAAAUUGGUAAUGCAUCUAAAGUUCGUAUUUAUGGUAAUGGAUUAAGAGAAGGUAUGGCAAAUCAAAAUUGUCAAUUCACUGUUGAUACAAGAAAUGCUGGUUACGGUGGCUUGAAUCUAUCAAUUGAAGGACCAAGUAAAGCAGAUAUUGAAUGCCAUGAUAAUCAAGAUGGUACAUGUUUGGUUACAUAUCGUCCAACUGAACCUGGAACAUAUAUCAUUAAUGUUAAAUACGCUGAACAACCAGUACCAGGCAGUCCUUUCGUAGUUCAUAUUGGUGGUGAACCAUCACUUAGAAUGAUGGAAAGAAUUACACGACAAAGAGAACUUGCUGAUGCAACAUAUGUAGGCAGUCAAUGUGAAUUGAAUUUGAAAAUUCCAGGAAUAAAUAUUCGUGAUUUAACAGCUAAUGUAACUAGUCCAUCAGGAGUAAGUCAACGAUGUGAUGUCUUAGCUAUGGAUGAUGUGAAUUACACCAUUAAAUUUGUACCACAAGAAAUGGGUGUACAUACUGUUUCAGUACGUCAUCGAGGAUCUCAUAUUUCUGGAAGUCCAUUUCAGUUUACUGUUGGUCCUAUUACAGAAGGUGGAGCGCAUAAAGUACAUGCUACCGGUCAAGGAUUACAAAAUGGUUUAACUUAUUCAUUAAAUGAUUUUAGUAUUUAUACUCGUGAAGCCGGUGCAGGUGGUUUAUCAAUUGCUAUUGAAGGACCAAGUAAAGCCGAAAUCAAUUUCGAAGAUAGAAAAGAUGGUUCAUGUGGAGUUUCUUAUCGUGUAACUGAACCAGGUGAAUAUUUAUGCUCAAUUCGCUUCAAUGAUGAUCAUAUACCGAAUUCACCAUUUCGUGUUAUCAUAAAUGAAGCGAUGGAACGAACAUUCUAUACACCUGAAACUAAAUUAUUAAAUAUUACAAGUAUUCAAGAUCGUGGUCUGUCGAUUGGGCGUCCAACAGCAUUCACGGUUAAUUACUCGGGAAUGACAGGUAGGAUGAGAGCAUAUGUAGUAGCUCCAUCUGGAAUACAGUCAGAUGCACUUGUACACCAAGUGGAUGUUGAUCAGCACGCAGUACGAUUUACACCUCAUGAAAAUGGAGCACAUUUGGUACAUGUACUAAUGGAUGAACGUCCAGUACCUGGAAGUCCAUUCCGUGUAUUAGUUGGACAAGAAGAAACUGGUCAUGUUACGGCUAGUGGGGAAGGUUUGACUCAUGGACGUGUUGGUGAACGUAAUCGAUUUUUCGUAAACACUGUUCAAGCUGGAAGUGGUGCUUUAUCAGUUACUGUGGAUGGUCCUAGUAAAGUUCAAUUAAAUUGUACUGAACGGUCAGAUGGAUAUGAUUUCACAUAUUUGCCAUUAUCGCCUGGUGAAUAUCUUAUCAGUAUUAAAUAUGGUGAUUCACAACAUAUUAUAGGUUCACCAUAUAAAGCGAUUGUUACAGGAGAUGCUGUACAUGAUACAAUCACAACUGAUACAACUCAUGUUGUAGUAGAAACAGGAGGACGUUUAAUUAAUGGACCACAUUCUAAUAUUGGUCCAUCUAGACCAGAUCGUGUUACAUGCUCUGGACCAGGACUUAAACAAGCAUAUCUUAAUGAAACGAAUACAUUUACAGUGAAUGCAUCACAAGCAGGUCAUGAUGUACUAUAUGUUGGAGUAUCUGGACCAGUUGUAGCCUGUGAAGAAGUCAAUAUCAAACAUAUGGGUUAUGGUCAAUAUUCAAUUAGUUAUACUGUACGUGAUCGUGGUCGUCAUUUAAUUAUGAUUAAAUGGGGUGAUCAACAUGUACCAGGAAGUCCAUUUACUGUUGAUGUUAUCUAAUUCAAUGAAAUGCUUUUUUUUUAAAAAAAAGUCAACUGUAUUACAAUUUAUUCAACUAAUUUAGUACCAUUCAUGACAACAUAACAAAUUUGAUAAUAAUUACACGCUUAUAACUGUACUUUGAAUGGAAUAAUCAUAGAUAUUUCUUUGCAUGAAUGUAAUCAUGACAACAAAAUAUUAUUCAAAAAUAUAUUUACAUAUAUGGGGGGGGGCUAAAUUGUUUAAAACAAAAAAAAACAGUAAAACACCUAGUUUACAAAUACCUAUUACAAACACAAUUUGCAUUGCUUUAAUCCUUCAUAAUUUUUUUUUACCCUAGGCUUUUCUAAAAUUUCUUUUCGCAUUUCUUUUUCUUUUCCUUUUUUGACUUUAAGAAUGACUAAAAUAAACAUUAACCAUUGGAAAGUAUUCACUACUAUAGGUGGAUAUAUAUAGAUACACAGUAUUGUUCUUUAUUUCGUUAGUAUUUCCCUUUGCUAAAAAAAUCAAUUGUUUACUACUAUUAUUAUUAUUAUUAUUAUUUAUAUUGUUAAUAAUUAGUUAACUGAACAGAUUUGCAUGUUACACAGAUAUUGCACACAUAAGUGUACUUCUGUAAUGGCUAAUUAAUACUUCUUUCAACUGUUUGCUUGUUUUCUAUUCAAAGAAUUAAAUCAUAUUCACUAACAUUAUUUAUAUUGUAUUCUAUUUCUACUCUCUUUUCGUCUAUAAACAAUAUUAUGUCCAUUUAUUAUUAUUAUUAUUAUUAUUAUUAUUAUUAUUAUUAUUAUUAUAUGUCAUCAAGUUUAAACAAUGUUGUUUGAAUGGAACAAACAAAUAUCAACUAUACAUUGUGUUUUUCCCAUCCUCACCCCCCACCCCAGCACAAAUUGAACACCUUAAUGUCUUAUUUCCCUAAUAAUUAUUAUGGCUUCUUGUUUCUUAGUAAAUUAUUAUUUAAACUACCUAAUUUGACUAAAACCUACCUUUUAAUUUAAGUUAGUUAAUAAUUUUUUCAUUGUUUGCUUUUUUGUUGUUUUAUUGAUCUUGUGAAUUAGAGAUGAUAAUCAACGACAACAGUAAAAAGUACAAUUUAAUUCUUGAUAAUUAUGAAUUUGAAGUAAAAUAUCUAUCUGAUGUCUGAAUAUAAUUUUAAUUACCUU